Molecule: messenger RNA, 1408 nt
Organism: Pyricularia grisea
Lineage: Eukaryota; Fungi; Ascomycota; Sordariomycetes; Magnaporthales; Pyriculariaceae
Exons: 3
Coding region: 297-1178 (293 amino acids)
Biological process (GO): protein transport to vacuole involved in ubiquitin-dependent protein catabolic process via the multivesicular body sorting pathway
Cellular component (GO): ESCRT-0 complex
Molecular function (GO): protein binding
Source: RefSeq, a predicted model, not a curated record
UCCGAGACCACACCGAAACUUGCCAUCCGGACUUUCGAAACUUUGUUUCUUUCCGACAGCCUGACUAUUCUCUUUCAGUCGUGUUUUAUGUGGUUGCGACUGUUUUUAACAAAGAUUUAAACAAACUUAAACUACGUUAUCGUAUUUUGCAUCGAACUCGACUAAAAACAUAAUCAUCACUAUUUCCCCCCCGCCGCUGGUCCCUUGCUUGACCUAGAACAACAAACAGCAUCCGUAAUUGCCAUAACCCAAAAUCCGUGCUGCUUCCCGCGGCCCACCCCCACGUUACGCCCAACAUGGUUUCCGCAGAGCGCCAACAGAUCAUCGAGACGAACAAGUCGCUACGACUCAUCAAGAAUGAACUCGAAUCCCUUCUCGACAAGGGAGUCAUAACCGAGGAGGCAUACGACUCCAUCCACACACUGCUGCCCGCCGAGGGCACGCUCGGCCGGCGCGGCGCCGAGGCCGCGACGCCGGCGUCAUCCUCGGGCACCCCGGCCCCCGCAGCAGCAGCGGCCGCACGCGCUCCGCCGCCCGCCGACGAGCUCGCCAACCUCAGCAUCAACAACAACCACGCCACGCCGCCCUCGUACGCCCAGAGCAACCCCGGCGCCACCGCCGGCAGCAGGCCCCCUCCCCCACCGCCGCCCAGCAAGCCCGUCCUCUGCCACGCUCGCGCUCUGUACGCCUACCCGGGCAGCGACGUCAGGGACUGCGCAUUUGAGCGGGAUGACAGGAUCGCCGUUUAUGAGUACAUGAACCCCGACUGGUGGAUGGGCCGCAACCUGCGCACCGGCCGCGAGGGCAUCUUCCCCCGCAACUACGUCGAGCCCGAGCCCGCCAACGACAGCUACGCCAACGAAAAGUCGGCCGGUUACAACGCCUACAACGCCGGCCCGCCCCAGGGCCAAGCGGGCGGCUACUACGGCGGCGGCUACCCUCCGCAGCAGCAGCAGCAGCAGCACAACCCCAACCCUUACAACAACCCGGCACCACCCAUGGCCAUCGCGAACCCUCAGCCUGCACAGCCCGAGCCUCAACAAGCUCAGCAGCCCGCCGAGGGCGGCGGCAGCAAGAUGGGAGAGAUGGGCAAGAAGAUUGGAGGCAAGUUUGGAAACGCCGCAAUCUUUGGAGCCGGUGCGACAUUCGGAGGCAACAUUGUCAACUCCAUCUUCUAGACAAGCUCUGUAUAUUCAUUUCGUGGUUGUUUUGUAUCGCAUCAGGAUCUUUUGGCGAUGUUUUGAGUAUGUUGGUGGCGACUAUAUGAUGUUUCUAUCUCUUAGUGGGACGGUCCCACAGGUGCGGGACAAAGGCAGCAAGCAGAUCGCAUCAAUACCUUUCUCUGUGGCGUUGGGUUAUGUAAAUUCAAGUUUACUUUUCGAACAUAAAUGGCAAACUUUUACUCAUA